Molecule: messenger RNA, 1541 nt
Organism: Stylophora pistillata
Lineage: Eukaryota; Metazoa; Cnidaria; Anthozoa; Scleractinia; Pocilloporidae
Product: tetratricopeptide repeat protein 28-like
Source: RefSeq, a predicted model, not a curated record
AUGUCUGAAAAUGUUUACAAUGUGGAGGGAAUUUUCAAAAAGAGUGCCGCCAGCUUUGGCGUUUUACCCACAGAAAAUUGUGAAGAUCGAUCUUUGGAUGACAUCGUCUCGACAUCUGUAUAUGGAGAGAGCCGGGAAACUCUGCGAGGUGACGAAACCAUAGAUACCGAACGAAUUCUUCAUUUGUGUUACAAAUGGAUCAUCGCUCCUGUGGCAGAUUUACUUCCAGAGCCUGAAAUCAUCGUUGUGCCCGAUUGUUUCUCGUACCGAGUCCCAUUUGCUGCCUUGCGUGAUGGACCAGCCGGAAAGUAUUUAUCAGAGAAUUACAAAAUCCGCAUCGUCCCUUCCCUGACGACUCUCCGGCUGAUUCAAGAAUGUCCUGUGGAUUUUCACAGUCAAACUGGUGCACUGGUGGUGGGUGAUCCCACGGUUGGCAAAGUGCAUUACAAUGGACGUUUCACCAACUUUAUUCCUCUGCAAUGUGCUAGAAAGGAAGCAGAGAUGAUUGGUCGACUGCUGGGCGUUCAACCUUUGUUAGGAGAAUGUGCAACAAGACAGGCGGUACUUCAAGAAAUACCUUCAGUGUGUCUGGUGCAUCUCGCCGCACAUGGAAGUGCUGAAAGAGGAGAGAUAGCUCUUUCCCCUCAGUGCCACUCUGGCAGUAUUCCACAAGAAGAAGACUACCUCCUGACAAUGUCUGACAUCUUAGGAGUUAAAGUGCGAGCAAAACUGGUUGUACUCAGCUGUUGCCACAGUGCGCGUGGAUUGGUUAAAAAGGAAGGAGUUCUUGGAAUCGCUCGAGCAUUCUUAGCAUCCGGUGCACGUUCAGUGUUGGUAGCAUCAUGGGCCAUAGAAGACGAAGCAACGGAGCAGCUCAUGAAUCAUUUCUAUGGGCACCUUGUUCGUGGAGAAAGUGCCAGUGAAUCUCUUCACCAGGCCGUACAAUGGUUGAGAAACAACGGCUUUCCCAAUCCUUCACAAUGGGCACCGUUUGUGCUGAUGGGAGAUAACGUGACAUUUGAUUUUACGAAAACAGGGAAUGAAGAACUCAAAGAGGACAACGAUGACGUAGAGAAUACCCAAAGUAAUGAAUGAUCCUGCAAAAAGAUUAUCCUUAGGGAAAAUUGCCUUUAAAUGGACACUGGUAUUACUUUGUACAGACAUUUAUAAUUUCUUUAAAGUCGAGCAGUUGUUUUUCAUGCAUUUGUAAACAAGGCUGAAUCGAAAGCAAGAGCUGACACUGAAAGCCGUAACUCAGCUAUUGGAUCUACUAGUUAUAUCAGUAAGGGAAUAAAAUUAAUAAGGAUGGAAAAUUGAACGCAAGAAAUUGGCAAAGCUUUUGAAAUUCGAGAUUUUUGACAAAGUCUUAUUUGAGAUUACAGUUUGAGAAAUAGUAACAUGGCGAUCGAGACGGAAAAAAAAGAACGAAAAAAAAAAACGUAGCGAUCAAACAGAUGGAAAGAAACUGCUUGCCGGAAGCAAAACAAGCAAGACAAAGAAGAAGACAGCCAACGGUGCAAACUUGUGUAAGAAUCCAACUU